Lotus japonicus is the source of this 921-nucleotide messenger RNA. RefSeq names its product NDR1/HIN1-like protein 10. Gene Ontology annotation, cellular component: plasma membrane. The transcript has a single exon. The record is from RefSeq and is a predicted model, not a curated record. Bases 94 to 804 code for a protein of 236 amino acids. Lineage: Eukaryota; Viridiplantae; Streptophyta; Magnoliopsida; Fabales; Fabaceae.
AACUUAACUUUGCAUCCUCCACUCACACUUCACCCACUUGCUCCUCAUAAUAAACUCCUCUUUCCAUUCCCUCAACUAACUGCUUCUGCACUUAUGGCCGAUGAUAAGCACCUAAACGGUGCCUACUACGGCCCCUCCAUCCCUCCGCCGGAGCAGCAACGUCCCCGCCGUCACCGCGGCAGAAACUGCUGCAGCUGCUUCUUCAGCUUCCUCUGGAAGGCUCUCCUCGCAAUCAUCCUCUUCCUCGCCCUCGUAUUCCUCAUCUUCUACCUCAUUGUCCAACCACGCGCCUUCAAGUUCCAUGUCACCGACGCCAAACUCACACAGUUCAACUACACCACCACCAACAACAACAACAGCAACAACCACCUCCUUCGCUACAACCUUGUCCUCAACUUCACCGCCCGCAACCCGAACAAAAAGCUCAACAUCUACUACGACGAGGUGGAGGCCGUCGCGUUCUACGACGGCAUCCCGUUCGGUUCGACCGACGUGAUCACGUGGCGGAACUCGUUCCGGCAGUACAAGAAGAGCACCGACCGCAUGAGCGGCGUUUUGAGCGGCGAACAUGCGGUGGUGCUCGACCGUGAUCAGGUGGUGGAUUUUGAGAGGGAUAUGAGGGAUAGUGUUUUUGACAUCGAUGUGAAGCUCCAUAUCAGGAUGAGGUUCAGGCUUGGAGAUUCUAUAGGUGGUACUACUAAGGUCAAGGUUAAGUGUGAGCUUGAGGUUCCUUUUAGUUCUAAUAAUCAUGGGAAAUCGGUGACUCAUGUGUUCCUGCCCACUGAGUGUGAUGUCAAUUUCUGAGAACGUUGUGUUUUUAUAUUUUCACCUUUGUUUUUGUAAUUCUGGAUUUUGUUUACAUAAACUACUUCAAGUUGCAUUGAUAAUUAAAUCUAAUUUGGAGAUAUGGGUUUAUUGAAA